Molecule: messenger RNA, 486 nt
Organism: Pieris napi
Lineage: Eukaryota; Metazoa; Arthropoda; Insecta; Lepidoptera; Pieridae
Exons: 3
Coding region: 58-375 (105 amino acids)
Molecular function (GO): protein binding
Source: RefSeq, a predicted model, not a curated record
GUGAUUUUACAUACAAUACAAUCCAUUUAAAAUACGAUAAUAAAACAUGUUCGAAAUAUGUUACUUGUUUGUAUUACAGUGUUGGCAAUAAAUGUAAAAAACUGCUUAGCUCAUGUCGACGGUGCUAAGCUUAAAGAAGAGUGCCAAAUAGCAGACAUUUGCCGACACGAUCAAGUCCCAAUUUGCGGAAUCGACUCGUGCGGUGAAAUGCGCACUUUUAUCGACACGUGCGACAUGCAUGAGUUUAAUUGCGAUACCAGAAAAGAUUUUGUUCAAAAACCUGUUCAUGAAUGCUGGGUGACCUGCAAACGAGGAAGAAGCUUCAAGAAACCAGCAUAUGGUGAUGGUUGUGAAUUAGAAAAUUCUGUAAUCUAGUUUUAUGGUAUUAACUUGUGGCAAAACAACAAUGGAAAUAUAGACAGUAUUUCAUAAAAAAAUAUUUAGGUUUUAAUUUAAAUAUAUGGAUUAAUUUCCCUCAAUAUAAUA